AGAUCGUGGAAAAUUAGUUCAAUUUUUGAGGCUUCAUCUCGAGUAUCAUUUAUUAUCUGAGCAAAAUGUUUCGUAAUAUUUUAGUACUCGCUUUAAUUGCUUUGGCAGUCGUUACUAUUCCAGUGCAGGGCACAUCUGAAUCAGGAGAAAUACGACAAAUUCUCCAACGGAUACAAACGCUGAAAGACAAUCGAAACAUUGAUGAAAUUUUGAAUAUCGAAUCAGAAAUCACACAUUUGGCGUCAAAACCAGUUCAGAUUACUGAAAGUGCAAGUGGUACAAGCAUGAGUCCAAAAAAAUUAAAGAGAACUAAAACUAUGUCAAAAAUGCUUUCAUCUAUACAUAAAGCAGUCACCAAAAACUCUGGAGCAAUCUGUGGCCACGAAAAAGAUAUCAUGAAGUUUGCUGUCAAAAGAGGAGAAUAAGAGACAACCAUUCGAAAGUUAACAACCAAAUAUGCCAAAGUGACUUAGUUUUAAACUUUAAUUUUUAUUUAAAGUUAGUUCGUUCUUAAUAAAAAUUCAAUUUAAAGUUGCAAAUAAAAUAUGACAACUCAGCA
This is a messenger RNA of Contarinia nasturtii (swede midge), 559 nucleotides long. RefSeq lists its product as uncharacterized. The coding region runs from base 66 to 425 and encodes 119 amino acids. The record is from RefSeq and is a predicted model, not a curated record. NCBI's taxonomy places the organism in Eukaryota, Metazoa, Arthropoda, Insecta, Diptera, Cecidomyiidae. The transcript has 5 exons.